Molecule: messenger RNA, 795 nt
Organism: Vigna umbellata (rice bean)
Lineage: Eukaryota; Viridiplantae; Streptophyta; Magnoliopsida; Fabales; Fabaceae
Source: RefSeq, a predicted model, not a curated record
UCUCUGAUAAUCUCAGACCCAACGCUCUCUGCGUAGCGAACCCGUAGUUUAGGGCUGUGAUUUCGAUUUCAGCUUCGACUUUCGAUCGCUCUCCAUUUUCGUGAAUUCAUAGCUGAUUGACACUUCCUUCAAAUUUCGUUUAUGAUGUGACUGGUUGAGGUUACUUCAAAAUUGUUUUACUUGAUCAUUGCAAUGAAGCUGUAGAAGAUAAUCUAUACAGACAGAUGCUCAUAAUUCAACAAUGAAGCGUUAUGUUUAUAUUGAUGAUGAUGAAUCAUCUCAUGAUAUAUACUGUGAUAAUCGUAUAUCAAACAGAAAAUAUACAGUAUUAAACUUUCUUCCAAAAAAUUUAUGGGAACAGUUCAGCCGGUUCAUGAAUCAGUACUUUUUGCUGAUAGCUUGCCUACAGUUAUGGCCUCUCAUUACUCCAGUAAAUCCUGCCAGUACAUGGGGUCCGCUUAUCUUUAUUUUUGCUGUCUCUGCAUCAAAAGAGGCUUGGGAUGAUUACAAUAGAUAUCUUUCAGACAAAAAGGCAAAUGAGAAGGAAGUCUGGGUUGUGAAGAAGGGCAUCAAGAAACAUAUUGAAGCCCAGGAUAUUCAUGUAGGUAAUAUAGUAUGGCUACGUGAAAAUGAUGAAGUGCCUUGUGACCUUGUUUUAAUUGGUACCUCUGAUCCUCAAGGAGUUUGCUAUGUAGAGGUAAUUAUGUUGUGAAACAUGCUAAAGUUGGUCUUCUCUCUCUGCAGCAUUGCAGGGGGGAAUUGGAAUGUAGUUCCACUAUGUUUCUUCUAAAUCUU